Papilio polytes (common Mormon) is the source of this 1900-nucleotide messenger RNA. RefSeq lists its product as uncharacterized. The transcript is spliced from 4 exons. Lineage: Eukaryota; Metazoa; Arthropoda; Insecta; Lepidoptera; Papilionidae. The coding region runs from base 1 to 1347 and encodes 448 amino acids. The record is from RefSeq and is a predicted model, not a curated record.
AUGAUGCGGCGCGGUUCCAUGGCAAUGAUCGGUGGCGGAGAACCAUUAAUCGUGGUCGAAGAGAGCGGAGUUGAGGAUACGGAAUGCUCGUUGCGCUCGCUCGCGCCAACCCGCGAUCUCUCCAUAGACCAGGAGUCACCGCCAGAUCCCUACCAUUUGUCACCCUGGCGAGAGACUAGGAAACAUUCCUUACCAACACCGGCAUGCACGUCCGGCCCAACGGCUAGCCAGGUAAGGCGACUGUCAGAAAGAGGGGAGGGCGCCGCCCGGGAGGCAAGAGAAGCGGCCUUUUUAGCAACUCUAAGCCAAGCACCGCCGCAACCAGGAGGACGAAGACAUUCCGUGGUGACGAUAUCGCGCGUGCCCCAAGCACUCUUCGGACGAGGUCGUAGGGAGUCGAUCGCUGCGUUCCCCGCACUCGGUCGCCGCAGAGAUUCCGGAGCUAAGAAAUGUCCACCUGCUACUGACACGCUAGGCAGCACUCACAACUUGCAACUAGACAUCAUGGACGACAUCGUGCAAGCUCGUAAAGUUCGAAUGCGCCUGUGGAAUACAUCCAAUGAACGAGUUUGUGAAGUACAGCCGCUAGACGAAAGGUCUCCAAUAAGUGGAUCUAUUCGAUAUACAAAUCGCGGCCGCCGACACUCAGAUUUUGUCGGUGCACCACUUCCCCCGAUUCCUGCUCGUCGUCGCGCCUCAGAGAUGCCACCACCCAUACCACCUCGCAGCGGGGUCGGCGUCGUCUGCACAGACACUGAUCUCCAUUUAAUGCUGAACGCGCUCACUUCCUCCGCUACGGAGAUAGACCGCUGUGGAAAACCGGAAAAACCUAGGCGACUCGCCGAUAUGCGAUCUAGCAGUUUCGACGCUUCCACCCUUCGGGAAAAAUCAUCCGAAUCAGGCACUACAUGGUUUACACGACGCCAUCAAACUUUGGCAACAAAGAAAAAGGAAAACGAACCUAAAAAACCAAAAGUGACAUUCGCUCCGGAUUCGAAACAAGCCCCUGGAGAUGCUGCUGCUGUCGUCUGGGAUAAACCGACGGGCUCCGUGGUGGAUGCGAGCGCUCUGGGGAGCGCCAUCGAGGUGUUUCUUAGGCGAAGUAGCGCGGCGGAACCCACGCCAUCAACUUCUGGUGUAACUACGCCCAAACCAAUUAAGAAAGUUGAAAAAGAAACCAAAAAGGGUACCGAUAAUAGAUUGAAAUCUCAAGAAAUGCCUAGCACAAGCAGGCAGGGUUUGCAAAUGGAGAGUGAGCACUGGGUUACCAACAGGCCAGAGGAAGACGACGCAGCGGAAGGUUGCGACGCUUCUAUAUGUUCGUCAUUAAAAGACCUCUUCGUGUAGGCACUUCGGGUGCAUUUUGAAAUCUUAUAAAUAUUAAAUUAGUCGUCGAGUACAUAUUCGUCUCUCAAUUGGCGAAUGCAAUCUACAACCGCGACCCGUUGUCGUCGGCCGUGUCGUAUUUUAUGUGCUCAGUGUACCUUAUACUUUGUAAAUCUUUCAAUGUGAUAGGACGCGUGCAGGCGCCGGCCGCACCGCGGCGACCCGCGACCGACGCACGCACGCAGGCAAAUUAUUUUUAGAGUAAAUUCUAUUUUCAUUGUAAAUUUUUUAAUAUUAGCGAUCAUGAAAUUGACUUAUUGUUAGAUAGAAAAUUGUAAGUAUUCGUGAUUGUCGGGCGUGCGUUUUCCAAGCCGAGCCUCGGCCGGCGUUCCCCCCGCGCGCCUGCCCCUCCCCGCCCUGCUCUGUCUCCUUGAAGAAUCAGUGUCUCGUAAUCCGAUGUCAGUUACUCUAACGAUUUAACUUUAUCAUAUGGAAGAGGAUUACAAAGAGACGUCGGGAGAAAUGUACGCUUAUUAGACGAAGUCGACUUCGGUCCUCUUUAUCAAUAAAAGUU